Brassica oleracea var. oleracea is the source of this 879-nucleotide messenger RNA. RefSeq lists its product as uncharacterized. The coding region runs from base 124 to 561 and encodes 145 amino acids. Lineage: Eukaryota; Viridiplantae; Streptophyta; Magnoliopsida; Brassicales; Brassicaceae. The transcript has 6 exons. The record is from RefSeq and is a predicted model, not a curated record.
ACAAGCAACUUCUCUUGUUUCUUUCCCUUCUCUUUGAACACAUUUCCCUUAGCUACUACAUAAAGGACUAACCCUUUAACAUAUAACAACAAGUACACCACAUAAAGUUGAAAAAAGCGGUUCAUGGACAAGAAAAAGUCAGUAUCAGGUUCCUCCUCAUCCUCAUCUUUCGAUCAUCUUUUUGGUCCAAGAGUCUCUUCCUCGUCUUCUUCAUCAACAACAGGGUUGUUCCAAUCCAUUUUCCCACCACCCUUAAUGGGGACGCAAGCGGACUUGGCAAAUCCAAAUGGAGCGGCUAUAUAUCAACCUCCAGGUUUGGGGAUUCCAAAUGAAAGAGGAGAAAGGAGAAAAAACAAGGAGAGAAAGCGUUACCAAAAUGAAGAAACACAACCACCAUGCAACUUGAGCUCAUCCAUAUAUUAUGGAGGCCAAGACAACUAUUCCUCCUCAACACAACCACAAUCAACAACCAAUCCAGAUGUUUAUAAGAAAGAUGGAGACGAAGGCGAUUCUGAAAGUGCUUCAAGAGGAAAUUGGUGGGAGGGAUCGCUUUAUUACUAGUUAUCAAUCAUAGCCGAGAUGCAAUAUAAGCAAAGUGAUAUGUUUUGAUACAGAUUACGUGAUCAGUUUGCAGGAACCUUAAUCAAGUGAAGUAAGAUGGAAGUUGACGUUCUGAAAUAUACCUAGAAAAAAAAUAAAAAAUAUAUAUAUAUAUAUACAUACAUAAACUAAAGCAGUAAUGUAAGAGUAUAUACAGCUGGCUUAAAAGAAAGCGAGAAAAAAAUAAUUCUCAUAUAGUAUCUAGUGUGUAUUAUAGUUUAAGAUGAAAUUAACGUUUAUCAAAAAGUCUUUGUAUUUAGUUUGAUAUGAACUUCAGUA